This is a messenger RNA of Papilio polytes (common Mormon), 2404 nucleotides long. RefSeq names its product WD repeat-containing protein 3. NCBI's taxonomy places the organism in Eukaryota, Metazoa, Arthropoda, Insecta, Lepidoptera, Papilionidae. The transcript has 13 exons. Bases 92 to 2380 code for a protein of 762 amino acids. Gene Ontology annotation, biological process: maturation of SSU-rRNA. Gene Ontology annotation, molecular function: protein binding; snoRNA binding. Gene Ontology annotation, cellular component: small-subunit processome; Pwp2p-containing subcomplex of 90S preribosome. The record is from RefSeq and is a predicted model, not a curated record.
GUCAGUCCCCCCCCCCUGUGCACAGCUUUCAAAACAAUGUGGAUUUUUCAGCAUUUGUGAUUUUUGGUUAUUUUAAGAAACACAAAAUAAAAUGGGUCUAACAAAGCAGUAUUUACGGUAUGCUCCAAGUGGUACCUUUAAUAUUAUUGCCAGUCCUGAUUGCAAUAGCGCACACGUAUCAUUAAAUGGAAUCAGUGGAAGAUAUGUUGCGGUUGGUGCGUGUGAGCAUGUUAUUAUUUGGGAUAUGAGAAUAGGAGAAAAGGCUCAAGUAAUUCCUGGAGAAAAUGUGGUCGUAUCACAAAUAGCUGCCAGUCCGACAGGCAACCACAUGGCAGUAGGCUAUGUUGAUGGCAACAUAAAUGUAUUUGAGUUGACUAACAAUGAAAUUGUAUGUGUCUUUGCUGGUCACAAGUCUUCCGUUACAAGUUUGCAAUAUGACGAACAGGGGCACAGGAUUGUUUCUGGAUCUAAGGAUACUGAAGUAAUUCUCUGGGAUGUGGUGUCAGAAACUGGUGUUGCUCGAUUCAGUGGACAUAAAGGUGCAAUAACAAGUGUACUGUUUAUUAAUGGCAAAAACUGUAUAGUUAGUUCAUCAAAGGAUACAUUUGUCAAGUUCUGGGAUAUUGAAACUAAGCACUGUUUUAAAACAUUAGGAGGACAUCAAGUAGAGGUGUGGUCAGCAGUAUUAUUAAAAGAAGAGAGAUAUUUAGUAACUGGCAGCAUGGAUCAAGAGUUACGUGUGUGGAAAUUGAACUGGACAGAUAAGAUGAAAGAGGAAGAUAAAUUAGUACAACAGCUUGAAAUAGUGAAGAUUGAAGAAACAGAUAAUACUGAUGAUACUUCCGUUUUGCAAUGUCAUCAAGUUGGCACAUUAGUACGCGGUGGUAGGGGACGAGUGGUGGGACUCUGUACGGACCCCGGACAGACUGUACUUGGCUGUUUUGGCACAGACUCACUAUUAGAGUUGUUUAUCUUCUGCUCCGAUGAAGAAGCGAAAGCGAGGAUGACUAAACGAGUUAAGAAGCAGAGGAAGAAACUUGUUAAACUGAAAGAAAAUGGCGAGGCUGACGAGGAUACUGUGGAAGUGAAGGAGCUGCUGACAUUAUCCGACGAGGUGAAGCGACUGACAUCAGUUAAAUUGUCAGCUAAGAUGAAGUCGGCUAGCUUGCUGCUUGGUACGACGGGCGAGCUGCGAGUGGCCGUCACUUUAGCUAACAAUACAGUUGAAAUGCAUAGCAUGAAACUAGGAGAGGAAAAUGAAGUGAAAUGUUUGAAACAAAUAACGCAGCCGGGACACCAGAAGGAGCCGCGCUGCGUCGCCAUCAGUUCGGACAACCUCGCCAUCAUUUCCGGAGCCGCUGAUUCUAUUAAACUGUGGAACCGUACAAGUCAGGCGUGCAUCCGGACUAUCCCAGUGGCGUGCCGCGGAUGCUACACGGGCGGUGCGGAUAAGACAGUGAAGUUAUGGCAAUUCGAGCUCAUACCGGACCCUACUGGAGACUCCAAGGCGAAGGUUCUCUCCCUCCUCCAUACAAGGACGUUGGAGUUGGAGGAGGCGGUGUGUGCAGUGAAAGUCAGCCCUAACAAUAAGUUUAUUGCAGUCGGAUUAAUGGAUUCCACUGUCAAAAUAUUCUUUCUUGACACUUUCAAGUUCUAUCUAUCUUUAUACGGUCAUAAAUUGCCUGUGCUGUGCUUGGACAUAAGCUACGAUUCCACUCUGAUAGCGACGGGUUCCGGCGACCGCAAUGUUAAGAUCUGGGGCAUGGACUUCGGAGACUGCCACAAGUCGAUAUUCGCUCACAACGACUCCGUGACCGCGCUGCAGUUCGUGCCCUCCACACAUUACUUCUUCACAGCCUCUAAAGAUGGAAAAAUAAAGCAAUGGGAUGCGGAUACAUAUGAAAAUAUCAUCACAUUGAAUGUAAGUAUUUGUGUAAAUGUUUGCGUUAAGUUAUUUUUUUCGAGUAACAAGAUACUUUAUAGUUGUGAUCUAGAAGAGGCAUUGCUGCUUCUCCCGCUGAGCGCGGCGGGCGAGAUGGUGCGGCUGAUGGGUGCGUUGCUGGCGCGCGCGGGCGGCCAGCACGCCGAGCUGGUCGCGCGCGCCGCCUGCUUCCUGCUGCGCGUGCACCGCGCGCCGCUGCUCGCCGACACCGACCUGCUCAAACACCUCAUACAGAUACAGGCGCGCGCGCACAUGCGCAUCAAUGAACUCAGAGACAUGGUGGGUUACAACCUGCACGCGCUGCAGUGGGCGCGGCGCGAGGCGGAGGCGGCGCGCAGCGAGCAGCUGUUCUUGGCGGCGGCGGGCGAGCGCCGCGCGCGACACGCCCGCACCAAACAACGACACGCACUCAAGAGACCUAUUGUUACUAUCACUUAGAUACUAAAUAUACUCUUUAAGCAG